CUUCCAGAUUACACUGUUCCCCCUUCCUCUCCAGUAUAAAAAAACACAGGGGGUUUUAUUAGGGUUUUAAACACAAACAUAUACACACAAAAACCUUGUAUCUAUCUAUCUGUACUUUUAUUACAAUGGCGAAUCCUAGGUGUUUCAUGGACAUAAGCAUAGGAGGGGACAUUGAAGGGAGGAUAGUGAUAGAGCUGUACAAGGAUGUUGUUCCUAAGACUGCUGAGAAUUUUAGGGCACUUUGUACUGGUGAAAAGGGCAUUGGUCCUGUUACUGGAGUUCCUCUUCACUUUAAGGGUUCCUGCUUUCAUCGCAUAAUCAGAGGCUUUAUGGUACAAGGAGGUGACUUAUCUGCUCGGAACGGAACAGGUGGAGAAUCUAUCUACGGGUUGAAGUUUGAAGAUGAAAACUUUGAGUUAAAACACGAGAGAAAAGGGAUGUUAUCCAUGGCUAACUCGGGUCCUAAUACCAAUGGUUCUCAGUUUUUCAUAACCACUACUCGCACCACACAUCUGGAUGGAAAGCAUGUUGUGUUUGGUAGAGUCAUCAAAGGAAUGGGGGUUGUUCGUUCAAUGGAACAUGUCAUUACUGGAGAUAAUGAUACUCCUACUUUGGAUGUUAUUGUGGAAGACUGUGGUGAGCUUCCUGAGGGAGCAGAUGAUGGGGUUUGCAACUUCUUUAAAGACGGUGAUAUGUAUCCUGAUUGGCCAGCUGACUUGGAGGAAAAAUCUGAUGAUGUUUCCUGGUGGAUGAGUACUGCAGACUUAAUUAAAAGUUUCGGAAAUGAACAGUUCAAGAAGCAAGACUAUAAAAUGGCACUCAAAAAGUAUCACAAAGCUCUUCGCUACGUGGACGUGUGUUGGGAGAAGGAAGAAAUUGAUCAAGACAAAAGUAAUUCUCUAAGGAAAACAAAGUCUCAAAUAUUUACAAACAGCUCUGCCUGCAAAUUAAAAUUGGGGGAUUUGCAAGGAGCAUUGUUGGAUGCAGACUUUGCGAUCCGUGAUGCAGAGGAUAAUGUUAAAGCUUAUUUUCGCCAAGGACAGGCAUACAUGGCUCUUAAUGAUAUCGAUGCUGCAGUUGAAAGUUUUAAGAAGGCUUUGGCGUUGGAACCUAAUGAUGGUGGCAUAAAGAAGGAGCUUGCCGCUGCCAAUAGAAAAAUUGCUGAUAGGCGUGACCGGGAGAAGAAAGCCUACUCCAGAAUGUUCAAGUAGAGUUCAGGUUACUUUGGAUAGUGGUAGGCUUCUCAAGUGCAGACAAUCGGCUUAUAGAAAGCAUCGGGUUUUGUAGAUGAUUGAAACAUGAAGUUGCUUUUAAGACAAUACGAUAAACUCAAUGUUUGAGCCAUUUUUGUUCCAAACAUUUUGUCAACCUAGGUUGUAGCAUCUAUUGCAGACUUUAGACCAAAAUUGCACUAUUAUUGAUAAAUGAGAGAUCAUCAGAACGUUUUGUUAUCUUGCACUUGUGGAUGGUUCUCAUGUGAACAUAUGUAGAUGAUAAUUCUUCCUGCACCUAUUCCAGUAUUCCUGUUUUACUAA
Molecule: messenger RNA, 1535 nt
Organism: Daucus carota subsp. sativus
Lineage: Eukaryota; Viridiplantae; Streptophyta; Magnoliopsida; Apiales; Apiaceae
Product: peptidyl-prolyl cis-trans isomerase CYP40
Exons: 10
Coding region: 126-1211 (361 amino acids)
Biological process (GO): protein peptidyl-prolyl isomerization; protein folding
Cellular component (GO): intracellular membrane-bounded organelle
Molecular function (GO): peptidyl-prolyl cis-trans isomerase activity; protein binding
Source: RefSeq, a predicted model, not a curated record